AUGGACUUUCCAUCGCAGCAUCCCGACUCGCCUGCCAAGCCCUUAGCAGGCCCAGCUCGCGCUCGAGUGCUUGCUCGUCAGAAUCGCACUUCGUCACUUAAACCGUACUCCAGACCAUCAUCUGGACUCACGCCUUCAGGAUCUAGUGCCUCUCUCCAAACGGACGACGACUCUCCUGUACGCCAAUCGUCCACACCAUCUGCCAAGUCGCUUGCUCCGCCAUCCAUUCAACCCACGCGAUCCGCUUUCUCACCGCUGCGUGUAGCUGCGUCGCCGAUCGCGCUGCUCGGAAGCGUGCGCAAGAUGGUCUCAAAACCGCUUUCGUGGCUCACCAGCGCCGCGGCUUCUGUCGAACCUGAGCUUGGCAUUCCUAUAUCCUCCAGCACCAACUCGCUGUCAUCCAUCGCCCGAAAGCGAGCUACCGCGCGAACCUCCCUUGGCGCUACUGCUAACGAGUCGAGCUACGAAAGGGAUGCGCCCACUCGUGCUGCUAGAGCAGUUGGUGAACGUCUCGCUGCCGGACUCCGAUCUCGCUCCAACCUUCACGAUGACGAGGAGAAUCAGCUGCAUCACCCUCCAUCCACGCUGUCGUCGUCCGUGUCCAUGUCGCGUCUGGCUCCUGGCCCUGCACCCCCCCGUGCCAUCCGCAAUCAGUCUUCUUUCAACCAGAACAGUCCCCUUGCUGGUCCUUCCGUCCUGCCUACCUCGCCGUCCAAGGACAACAAGGUUACGACACCAUGGAGCAGCCGCUCUUCCAAGCGUACCCUCGACGUCAGCACUCGAUCUGUUGACCCCAUCGACUCGGUCGAAGUUUUGAGCGAUGCCAGCCGAGCUUCGCCUUCUCGAGCUCAGCCUCACCAUUUCAGGAGUCAGCACACACUACGCAGCCCGCGCUCUCAAGUGCUUGGCUACCGCGGCUCUUCGCUUCGACCAGACGAUGCUAUGUCCGAAUCUGGGUCGACCUCUUUGUCCCACUCCCACUCGUUCAGCGCAUUUGGAUAUGGCAACGAGGUUCGAUACACCGACAGUGCGUUCGGUCUCCCACCUUCCAGCUCGCCUUUCCAACUCUCAUCUCGCAAUUCUGUCUCUCGACGUGCGCGUGCCCCCUUCACAUCAGGUCUCUUCACCGACGCUGGCACCCCUGGUCGUUCAUCGCGCGCCGGUAGUGUCAGUCUUCGAGGUGCUUCGCCAGCUCCCUCAGCUGGCUACUCUCCUGCGCGACAGCAGCGUGAGGGGACGCCGCAGCGACGCAACUGGAACGGCAUUAACCUUGCUGCUCCUUCUGCGCCAUCUGUGGGCGAUGAAAUGAUGCGCGAGUAUCUUGCAUCACGUACUCUUCCCGGCAUCAACCCUAGCGUAAGACGCAAUCUCGGCCGCCCCGUCGAUGAGCCCAUGGUCACUUCUUCCUCAGUUGCCGGUGGCAGUGUCAUGGACGAGACCGAAUCGCUUACACCUAGUCGUCUCGGCAAACGCGACAUCGAGAUGAGCAUCGAUGGCGACUCUGAACGUCUCGGUACACCAUCCAAACGUCGCAUGGUCUGGCAUCCCGAACUUGGCUUCAUCAGUCACGAAGAGCUUAAGGCACGCGAACCAAAGCUUCCUUCGCCUAAGAACGAAGCCGAGCGCCUUCUCAACGUUCUUGAGACUUUGCGUAAGCCCACGGCCGCCUCAAAAGGAGUCGGUCUCGCUCGUGGACCGCCUUCGCAGAUCCACGUUCCUGCUCCCAUCUCGGACCUCCCUGCCACUAGAAGCACCAAACCGCAAGAAGGCAAGCCAGUUAUUGGCGUUGCUCCUUACACCCGAUAUUUGCGUAAGGCCAAGACUGCGCAGUCCACGGAUGAGCAGUCUGGCAUGAGGGCCAAGUUGAAGAGGAUUCAACGCACCGACAAGCCAGCUGCCGAGGCCGCGGCGAUGGAGCAUUCGGAUGAGUCCGGAAGCGAGCAGGAUGCCGAGCAACAACAGGAUGAAGAAGAAGAGGAGGAGGAAGAAGAGCCAGAGCCACCCCAACCCGAGCCUGUUCGACGAUCUAGGCGCUUGCAACAUCAAGCUCCCACCACCACCAAAGAAGUCACACAGACACCCGUCAAGCAGAUCGACAAGCCCGCCCGCACCGCCCAGCUCAAGUCCGCCUUGAAAGCCACGCCACUCCGAGCUUCCACGCAGCCCGAGGCUACACCUGUCAAAUCUGCCUCUGAAGUGCCCAAGCCGGCUUCUCAUCGUAUCCCUCUCUCGGCUGCCAGCAAGACGCCUUCGAGCGCUCUCAAGAAGGACAAUUUUGCUGUAAAGGCGUCCACUUCGGACACUUCUGCUCCCAGAGAAAGGAGCUCGCUUCGUCAAGGAGCUGCCAAGACGUCUCGUACACACCAGAGCUCAGGCAAGUUCAGUGCCUGGGAUGAAGACGAGGAGGAAGAGGAUCUACCAGACGCUAGUGAGCUUGCAAAGAUCAAGCUUCCCACCAACAUGUUCCCCUCUGGAUUUUCCUUUGGCAGCUCGCCCACUGCAUCGGCUUCCACCGCUACCACCACGAGCAGACCGGACGCUGCCGCGGAAUCCUCCGCCAAGGCUGCUAUCCCAGCUCCUCCGAGCGCAAGCGGCUCUUUGCUCGGCCGUUUGGGAGGCUUUGACUCGUCCACCCCAGCCGCACAGACCGACGAGAAGGAAGCGUCCAGAACGACUGCAGCAGCUCCGUCGUUCUCCUUUUCUGCCCAUUCCAAGGAUGCGCCACACAGCAUGCCCAAGUUCAGCUUUGGCGCUAGCACGGCUCCUAGCACCACGUCAAAGGAGGAUGACAGCGUCGCAAAGAAAUCCGCCGCUCCUGCAUCGUCCGACUUUUUCAGCAAACCCGUUGAGCCUGCCUCAAACACGUCGCUCAAUGAGGGCAAGAAGGACGGUCCCGUGCCCAACUUUUUCGGUAGCACCAUGAAGAAAUUCGAGAGCAAAUCAACAGAGGCUCCUGCUGCGCCCCCUGCAGCUGCCACCGGAGACUUUUCAUUUGGUGCUCCGGCAGCUGCCGGGGAUGCUGCCGCAAGCAAGCCUGCGCCAUUCAAUUUCGGUGCCUCUAAACCAGCUGCAGCCGAGUCUUCGAGCACGCCUACGCCUGCGAGUGCUGCCAGUCCUUUCGGAUCGUUUGGCGCAAAAACAGCAGACUCUGCAGAGAAGAAGCAGGAACCUGCGGCUCCAGGCAGCAAGCCUUCGCUUUUUGGCCCAUCGGCCACCUCUUCUAGCACGAGCGGGUUCAGCUUCGGCGCGCCCGCCACUUCUAGUGCUGUCUCGGGCUCUAAGCGGGGUGCCAACGACGAUGAUGAGCCGGCUGCUAAGAAGAGCAUGCCGAGCUUUUCGUUUGGCGCUCCGGCCGCCCCUGCACCUGCAGCGCCAGCUUCCUCUGGGUUCAGCUUUGGUAACCCGGCGGCGGAAAAGAAGGACGAUGCAACAACGGCUAAGUCCGGCGGGGUACCCAACUUCUUCGGCAGCAAAGGCGAGGAUGCACCCAAGCCUGCUGCCCCAGCUUCGAGCGGUGGGUUCCUGUUUGGCAAGCCAUCGUCUUCCGACAGCAGUGCGGGCAGCACCGGAUUCGGCUCAUCUGAACCGACUGCGACAACUUCAUCGGGUGGAUUUAACUUUAGCGCACCCAACCCAGCCGCAGCCGAUGCGUCAAAGCCUGCAGCGACGGGCGGCUUCAGCUUUGGCGGCGCCGCCUCGAGCGGUAACAACAGUGCUGGAAGCAGUCCUGCACCGGAAGCCAAGCCUGCUACGUCCAGUGCCCCAACAUUCUCGUUUGGUGCGCCGAAGGCUGCCUCUUCCGAUGCGGCUGGUGCAGCGGCUCCUUCGCCAACGGCGUCUGCGCCUGCCUCGGGCACCACCACUCCCACCGCUGGUGCGUUUGUGUUUGGUGCACCGGCUGCCGGCAACAACGGCUCAGCUACCGCCGGCAGUGGUGCAACCAGCAGCAAGCCGGCGAGCAGUGGGUUCUCCUUUGGUGGUGCUGCUGCGGGGACGACGUCCAGUGGUACUGGAAACGGGUUCGGAGCGACUUCUAGCACUGGCGGGUUUGGUGGUUUCGGUGCCAAGCCUGUCGCAGCUCCUUCAGGAGGAGAAAUGAUGGAUGAUUCGCCGCAAAAGACUUCACCUGCGGGGGGCAGCUCUACACCGAGUUUCACGUUUGGUUCUGCUACACCGUCGUCGACUCCUGCGGCGGCGAAACCGGCUGGUGGGAUGUCGUUCACGUUUGGCACUCCUAGUGCGAGCACUCCUGCGGCGGGUGCAGGUGCGAGCGCGUCUGCAUCGCCGUCAACGUUCACGUUCGGUUCCGCGUCCAGCGCUAACAGCAACAGCAACAGCGGGAACACGGGUGCGACGGCCGGAUUCCGGUUCGGAUCGCCUGCUCCUCCAUCGUUAUCGUCGGCGGCUGCUCCCGGGACUGGCUUCACUUUCGGCGCCGGUGCUAUGGGCAGCACUACCCCCGGCGUGGGCUCUGCACCCGCAUCGCCGUUCCUCGCGCCCACGGGUGCAGCACCGCCCACACCGGGGGGAUCGCCGUUCCAGUUUGGGGCUACUACUACGCCGGCUGGUGGUGCUGGUGGUGGUGGUGGUGGCGCGGCGACGCCGACGCCGUUCCAGUUUGGGGCGCCUGCGAGCAGUCAGCCGUCGGCGCCGGGGGCUGGUUCGACCGGGUUUACGUUCGGUGGGGUGUCGCAGCCGUCGACGCCCACGGCGGGCGGGUUCGGCGCGCCGUCAGCGGGGGCCAACGCGGGUGGGUUUGGUGGAGCAGCGGGUGCGCAGGGAGGGUUUGCGUUUGGAACGCCAGCGUCGGCUAACGGCAUGCCUGGGAUGCCAGGCCUUCCGCAGAUGCCGGGGGUGCAGCCGGCGCAGCCGGGACUGUUCAGCAUGGGCGCUGCGCCGAGCAGCAACCCGAACUCGCCCGCGCCGGGCGGCAGGCAGAUCAAGCCGCUGCGUCAGAGGAGGCGAUGA
Messenger RNA from Sporisorium graminicola, 4968 nucleotides. RefSeq lists its product as uncharacterized. The record is from RefSeq and is a predicted model, not a curated record. Bases 1 to 4968 code for a protein of 1655 amino acids. The transcript has a single exon. Lineage: Eukaryota; Fungi; Basidiomycota; Ustilaginomycetes; Ustilaginales; Ustilaginaceae.